AUGCUGGAAAACCUUUGCACCCUUCCGCUAACAUCGGAUGUCUUCGCUCAAGUCGCGCACCCAUCGCAACCGCUCCUGACAGUGGGUUUAGCGAAUGGACAUGUCGAGAGCUUUCGCCUACCCUCGAGUGAUGAUAGCGAGACACCCGAGUAUUACGACGAGAAUAGUAGCAUCAAUGGAGGGAAAGGUCUGAUCAAGAGCGUCUGGAAUACGCGCCGGCACAAGGGAAGCUGCCGGUAUCUUGCCUACAGCCAUGACGGAGAUGCUCUCUACUCCGCCGGCACCGACUCCGUCGUCAAGCACUUCUCUCCUGAGACCGGCUUGGUUCUGUCCAAAAUUGGCCUGCCCCCCCGUAGCCCGACCUCAAGCAUUACGGAUUGCCCAGCUAUUCUCCAUGUCUUAUCCCCCCAGACGCUGCUCCUUGGUACCGACUCGGGCGCUCUAUACGUUUUUGACUUCCGCGAGAAUGGCUAUCUGGAUCCCAAGCCAGUCCGCAAGAACUUCCCACACGUGGACUAUGUGUCCAGCAUCACACCCCUUACGCCUUCAACCGAGAGCACCUCUGGCUUUCCCAAGCAAUGGGUCUCGACGGGCGGCACUACGCUUUCUGUCACCGAUCUCAGGCAUGGCAUAAUUGCUACCUCUGAGGAUCAGGAGGACGAACUGCUUUGCUCUACUAUAAUACCGUCUGGUCUCGGGCCCAAGCAUAUGCGAAGCAAUGCAGUCGUUGCCGUCGGUACUGGUGGCGGCGUACUGACGCUGUGGGACCGCGGCGCAUGGGAUGACCAGCAAGAGCGCAUUAAUGUCGCCGUUGGACGGAAUAAGAGGGAUGCCGAGAGCCUUGACGCCAUCGUGUUUGCCCCGGAAGAGCUAGGAUGGGGCAAGAAGGCUAUCAUUGGUGUCGGAGACGGCAGCAUAAGCAUUGUGGACCUGAGGAGACGGGAAGUGCAAACCGUUCUGAAGCACGAUGACGUUGAAGGUGCAGCGGCUCUGACCUUCGACUACCAGAACAGGCUGAUAAGCGGCGGUGGCAAGGUGGUGAAGGUCUGGGGUGAAUCGGGCGUUUCGGGUUUCGGUGAUGAUGAGGAGGGUAAGGAGGACGAAGAGUAUGGUAUCAAGAGGUCCGCCGACAGCGACGAGGAACCCGACAAAGAUGAUAGCGACAGCGAUGACGACCGCCCUUCAAGAACCAAACAAUCCAAAAAGAAACGACGCAAAGGCAAGGGAAGCCAGCCUAAGGUGGCGUCCUUUCCUGGGCUGGAUUGA
This is a messenger RNA of Lasiosphaeria miniovina, 1266 nucleotides long. RefSeq names its product WD repeat-containing protein. Bases 1 to 1266 code for a protein of 421 amino acids. The record is from RefSeq and is a predicted model, not a curated record. Gene Ontology annotation, molecular function: protein binding. Lineage: Eukaryota; Fungi; Ascomycota; Sordariomycetes; Sordariales; Lasiosphaeriaceae. The transcript is spliced from 2 exons.